AUGGCGCCAGUUCACGUCGUCCUCGUCUCCGGCUGCCCAGUUGGCCUGCCUCCAGCCUGGCCGGCCGGCCCCAUCUGGCCGUUGUUCCUCCUCUUUUCCACCAUCUCAUACGUUCACUCCGGCCGACUUGACCCAUCCUCUCCGCCGCUCCUCCUGCCUCUUCAUCCCACCUCAGCUCGAGUCCCGUCGAGGCCCGAAAUCCCAUCUCGUCCCGACGUUGCUCCCUCCGACAGCAAGACCCCACCGGACGAUGACCCCUCGGACAUGCUGCGUCUACGUCGCACCCUCGUCCACGGCGGUGUCGUCGAGGGUUUCCAGCAUCCCCUCGAGCCUACUCAAGCCGAUCGAGGCGCCAGCGUGCUCGCCUUCCUCGGUAUCCCCUACGCCCUACCUCCGGUCGGACAACUACGCUUCGCCCCCCCCAUCGAACAUCCCGGUUGGGCAGGGGUUCGUUCGGCCGAUCGGCCACCGCCCACUUGUUGGCAGAGUCUACCGGUCGACGGUUUCGAUACCAUCAACCGAGGCGCCCUCAUGUGGCUGAACAACACAGAAAUGAACGAAGACUGCCUCUUCCUC
Messenger RNA from Protopolystoma xenopodis, 576 nucleotides. Lineage: Eukaryota; Metazoa; Platyhelminthes; Monogenea; Polystomatidea; Polystomatidae. The record is from the annotation of a GenBank genome assembly.